Molecule: messenger RNA, 3680 nt
Organism: Chlamydomonas reinhardtii
Lineage: Eukaryota; Viridiplantae; Chlorophyta; Chlorophyceae; Chlamydomonadales; Chlamydomonadaceae
Exons: 14
Coding region: 163-3240 (1025 amino acids)
Biological process (GO): snRNA processing
Cellular component (GO): nucleus
Source: RefSeq, a predicted model, not a curated record
UGCAAUAAUACCUGACACACAGCACCGGACAGAAAACACGAUGGAGGGGAGUAGGUAGAUAGUUCGGAAGCGCAUUUCAGGAGCAACCAGGAAUUACUGGAUACAUCUACAAGCAUGUAGGCAAGGCGAUAUCAGGCCACUGAGCUGGAGUCUGUGCCCGCCAUGGCGUCGGCAGUAGAAGUUUUGCCGCUCGGGGCUGGCCAAGACGUGGGCCGCUCCUGCUGCAUCGUGCGGAUGGCUGGGCGCACGGUGAUGUUCGACUGCGGGGCCCACUUUGGCUUCAGGGACGCGCGGCGCUUCCCCGAGUUUGGGCUGCUGUCCCGUGCCGGUCGCUUCACGGAGCUGAUUGACGCGCUGGUCAUCACGCAUUUCCACAUCGACCACAUCGGCGCGCUGCCCUACUUCACAGAGGUGUGCGGCUACCGCGGCCCGGUGCUGAUGACCUACCCCACCUUCGCCAUGGCGCCCAUCAUGCUGGAGGACUACGUCAAGGUCAACGCCGACCGGCCCGGCGAGGUGCUGCCGUACACGGAGCAGCACGUGCGCGACUGCCUGCGCCGCGUCACGGCCGUGGACCUGCACCAGGUGGUGGCGGUGGCGCCCGGCCUGUCCUUCACCUUCCACUACGCCGGCCACGUGUUGGGGGCGGCCAUGGUGACCAUGACCGCGGGCCACCUGACGGCGCUGUACACGGGUGACUUCAACUCGGCCCCCGACCGCCACCUGGGCAGUGCGGAGCUGGCGGCGGGCGGCGCGGGGCCGGCGGGCUGCCUCAUGCGGGAGCCGGACGUGUUGAUCAGUGAGGCGACCUACGCGGCCAGCCUGCGCGACUCCAAGCGCGGCCGGGAGCGGGACCUGCUGCAAGCGGUGGAGGACACCGUCGCAGCGGGAGGCAAGGUGCUCAUCCCCACCUUCGCGAUGGGCCGGGCCCAGGAGCUGCUGAUGCUGCUGGCGGACUGCUGGCGGCGCAAGGGCCUUACGGUGCCCAUUUACUUCAGCAGCGCCAUGGCCUCCCGCGCGCUCACCUACUACCAGCUGCUGCUCAAUUGGACCAACGCCAACGUGCGCAAGGCCGUGUUCGGAGACAGCGCCGGUGGCGGUGACGGAGGGGGUGGAGCAGGAGGUGGUGGUGGAGGUGGUGAAGGAGGGGGAGGCGGGACAGGUAGCGGAGUGCCUGGCCCGCAGGGAGAGGACAGGGAGGCGGAAGGGUCGGAGGAGGAGGGGGAGGGGGAGGAGGACGAGGACGGGGUCGAGGAGGAGGAGGUGGGCUGCAGCGGCUUGGGCUGGGGCAGGUUGGGGGAGCGUGAUGGACGGAGUCUCGAGGAAGAGUCGCCUGCUGCCUUGCGCGGUGACAGCGGCGUCGGAGGUCAGGCGGCAGAGGGCGGCGGCGCGCGCCCGAGUAGCAGCCGGCGGCCGCGUGGCCGGCGGAGACCGCUUCCCCCCGACAUCGGGCGGCAGGCGGCGGCGGAAGCGGCGGCAACUCAACAGCCGUCGGUGCUUGGUCCUUGUGCCGGGCCCGCCGCAACCCCCGCCCCCGCCGCCGCCCCGCACGUGGGUGUGUUCAGCGAGGCCGACGUGUACGGCAUGUUCCGCACACGGCCCUGGGACAGGUCACUGCUCCAGGCUCCCGGCCCCGCCGUGCUGUUCGCUUCGCCCGGCAACAUCACCAGCGGCGUCAGCCUGGAGGCGUUCAGGGCCUGGGCCGGCAGCAGCCGCAACCUGGUGGUCCUGGCGGGAUACCAGGUCCGAGGCACCCUGGGUGCCCGCCUGGAGGGCAUUGGCAACCAGCAGCAGCUGUCGGGCGGCGGCAACGGAGGCGGCAGCGGGGGCGGGCGCGGCGGCGGAGGCGGAGGCGGGCAGGCCGCCACAGUGGACCUGCCGUCGGGCCCGGGCGGCAGCGGCCGACAGGAGGUGCGCUGCCGCGUGAAGAUGCUGGCCUUCUCCGCGCACGCCGACCUGCGCGGCCUGAUGGGGCUGGUGCGGCGCUGCCGGCCGCGCGCGGUGGUGCUGGUGCACGGACAGCGCGAGCCCAUGGAGUUCCUGCGCGGCCGCAUCGAGGCGACACUGGGCAUCGAGUGCCACGCGCCGCCCACCGGCAGCACGGUGACGCUGCACCCGCGCCGCGACGUGCCCCUGGGGCUGCGGCCGCAGCUGCUGGCAACCGCCAAGUGCGCCGCGGCGGCACUCGGCGCGGCACAUGCCGCGCAUCUCAAUGCCGCGCUGGCGGCAGCUGCGCACUCGCGGGCUUUCGCGCCAUACCCAGUUGGCGAGAUGGCGGUGGACGGCAGGAAUAGCAGCAGGGGCGGAGGCCCGGGAGGGGAUGGGGACGAGGCCGGUGGGGGAUCUGGGUUGGGCAGCAGUCCGGCCGCGGCAGCAGUUGCGGAUCUGUGUGAAGCGCUGGCGGCGUCAGAGCUGAGGCUAGCGGAGGCGCUGGCGGCGGCAGAGGUGCCCCAGCCGCUGACGGCGCUGCCGCUCAGCGGCGUGGUGGUGGCGCGGGUGGUGGCGCCACCGCCGCUGCAGCCGCAACUGCAGGAGCCGCAGGCAGCCGCGGCCGCAGGCGCCGCAGGCGCGGCGCCUGGGACAGGCGGACAGACAGCAGCGGCUGCAGCAGCAGCGGCGGCGGCUGUAGCAUCGGCCACGGCCGCGGCCACGCAGCUAACGCUGACAGACUCGACCACCGCAGCCAAACCGCUGCUGCAGGCGCACGGCCGGGGCAGGGACGGCACGCAGAUGCACGUGGCGCCUUACAAGAUCACGUACGGGUGUACCAUCACUGUGGCGCAUCAGCAGCAGCAGCAGCAGCAGCAGCAGCAGCAAGCUCAUGCGCAAAACGGUGCCCAGGUGGAGGCGGAGGCGAAGGCGCAAGCAUCGGCGCAGAUGGCGCACCACCAGCAGCUGUCGCUGCUACGGAGGGCGCAGCGGGCGGUGUGCUCGGCUCUGGGCGGAUACGUUGGAAGUAGGCAUGCGUGUGUGGACGGGGCGGGAGCCGCGGUGUGUUGCGGCUCCUUCAGAGCGCAGCUGGCCGGCGACGCCGACACGCAUGGCUCCGCUGCAGACGGUGCCGGCGGCAGCGUGAGCGGCGGCAGCAUCGAUGCUGGCUUGGCGGAGAGUGGCAGCACGGCGGCGGUGCUGUGGCAGUGGCAGUGGGCGUGCAGCUGGGCAGCGGAGGAGGAUGUGACGGCGGCGCGCUGCCUGCAGGCGCUGCGGGCCGAGUUUGGCGGUGAUGCGCAGACCACGUGACAAGCUUGAGACACGGCUCGCCUGGGCUCGCCGUGUAAGGCAUUAAGCGAAUGGAAGAGGGCAUGGCUGGGCGGCGCCAGCUACUGAGCUCUAUUUACUGGCCAGCACAGCGCAGCCUCAGUCCAAGCUGCAAAGCAACUUCUGGCAUAUUGCCCAGCGGGGCAGUCAAGCAUCGGUUUAGGGAGCGGUGCUCCUGUCGCUUUGGAGGCUCUGCCGCUCUGGGGCCCCAUUGGGGUAGGUGCAGGCCUGCAGGGCAGGUUGGAUUGCAAGCUUCGCCUGGAUCCGCAGCUAGCGCCGGCUCCAAAUUGCCAGCCUCAGUUCUAUGCAAACAUGCAUGCAUCUGCUUUACAAGAUAACACAAGCAUGCAGUUAACAGAUGUGAGGAGAAGAGCUACUCGUUUGAACACCGGCUUCCUCCUGAAUCCGAACUAGAGUCGAGG